Carassius auratus (goldfish) is the source of this 1767-nucleotide messenger RNA. Its product is annotated as protein ANTAGONIST OF LIKE HETEROCHROMATIN PROTEIN 1-like. Bases 247 to 1536 code for a protein of 429 amino acids. Lineage: Eukaryota; Metazoa; Chordata; Actinopteri; Cypriniformes; Cyprinidae. The transcript has 2 exons. The record is from RefSeq and is a predicted model, not a curated record.
UCCACUGUCGGGCCAGUGCGAGCCAGGGCUUAAAGCGGGCCGGGCGGGGCUCAAAGCCUCGGGCCAGUAGCACCAAGGUCAAAAUAGCGCCGCGUUUCCACAGGCAGGGCUUGAAGCACACUGCGCGUCACUAAAACACGCCCUUUACACGCCUCUCAUGAACAACGUCACAAAAUCCCUCCCCUUUCAGCGGGAAGAAUGAGUUAUUCUGAAAGGGCACUAUAGUGUGACUAUCGAACGAGCAAAAUGGAGAGAACCGAAGCGGUUGUUUGUUUGCUCCUUUUGGUGUUUUCUUGGUGGAAGAUGAGACGGCGAAGCCAAGAUAUGAAGAUAGAAGCUCAGCGGCGUUUACGUCGGAAGCUUAUGUUAGCUGCAAGGCGAAAAAGAGAGAUUUUGCGACGUGCAAACCGGAUGCAGCGAAAGCAGAAACGCAUACAAUUGAUGGAAAUGAUGAUGCAUUACUACUACACCAAUAUAAUGCGUACCUCAGCGGUGUGGACCUAUCCCCGAACUAGUGACUGGUGGGAGAACACUGCUCAAAGAUUCACAGAUGAGCAGUGGCAGGAGGACUUCAGAGUUUCAAGAGAAACAUUCAAAUACAUUUGUACAACUCUGAAGCCUGCACUACAGCAACAAGACACGUCAUACAGAUUAUGCAUUCCUCUGGAGAAACGGGUAGCCAUUGCUUUGUAUAAACUUGCUACAACCACUGAGUACAGGACAGUCGCUAACCUGUUUGCUGUUAGUCGGACCUCUGUUUGCCGCUGUGUGCAUGCCUUUUGCAAGGCUGUGAUUGAAAUACUUCGACCAAAAUUGAUCAAAACACCUGAUCAAGCCCAACUGUCUGGGAUGGCAGAUUAUUUUGAGGAGAGGUUUGGAAUUCCACAGUGUGUGGGUGCUAUUGAUGGUUCUCACAUCCCUAUUUUGAAACCUUCACAAUACCAAUCUGAUUUUCACAACAGAAAAGGCUGGCACUCCAUCAUUUUACAAGCAGUUGUAGAUGGUAAAGGUAUGUUCUGGGACCUGAAUGUUGGACAGCCAGGAAGGGAACAUGAUGCUAGCGUCCUCAAAAAGUCACGCCUUUGGGCUUGGGCCACAGACAGUAAUCCUUUCUCUGGCAGAGUAAAAAAUAUUUGUGGAACUGAUGUAGGCUACUUUAUUCUUGGUGACUCUGCUUACCCAUUGCAGAAAUGGUUGUUAAAACCAUAUCCUGACACUGGCCGGCUUACAGAGGGUCAAGAACUAUAUAACAUGAGAACAAGUCGAGCCCGCUGUGUGGUUGAGCAUGCAUUCGGAAGGUUGAAAGGACGGUGGAAGUGUCUCAGUAAAAGGAACGACUGCAAUGUAAAUGUUGUUGUUGAUAUGGUAGAGACAUGUUGUACACUGCAUAACCUAUGUGAAUUAUACAUGGAUAGAUUUGUGCCAGAGUGGGGUGGUGGCCGUGAAGAAGAUGCUGAACGCCAACCUUGUAAUGUUGGUGAUGUCCGUUCUGAUGUCAGAAGUGCUCUGCAACAGUUGUUUAUUCAACAGCAAUAAUUAUAAGAUGCCAUUGCAUUGUGUGUGCUACAAAUAAAUCAAUUGAAAAGGAGAUUUGUUUUCUGUUUUAAUGACCUACACACAAAUCUUUCAUCCAAAUUGGUAUUACAUCAAACAAAUUGCUUUCAAAAUAACACACUAUGUUGACUUCUUAACUACGUAGUUGUAUUUGUAGUAUAAAUAUCUAUGUCUUUAUUUAGGUACAGAUGUGUGAAACCAUUAUUAAGUGUU